AUAUCACUUCUUUGGACUACUCUCCCACCCAAUACCCAAUCAUUUUACUUAUACAAAAAUAUAAAGCAAUUUAAAAGUUUGGCCUAAUUAACAAACUUCACUUCUUUCUACCUACUAAUUGUAUCAUUCAUUGUUAGUGUUCUCUUGAAUCAAAAACAAAGAAAAAUGAUGAAUAGCAUCUUUGCAAAACUAUUGUUCUUAACUUUGUGUAUGCUCUUUGUGCUCAAAGCAGAAUCUUUAGUAUUUGCAGACCAAAGACUAAGUAUAGUGUAUCCAGUGAUUCAAAAAUUCAAGUCUUUGAUUACUUCAGAUCCAUUAGGUGUUACAAAAACAUGGAUAGGUUCUGAUAUAUGCAACUAUAAAGGAUUCUACUGUGAUCAUCCACCAGAUAACAAUUCUGCUAUUGCUUUAGCCUCGAUCGAUUUCAAUGGUUUUCGUCUAAGUGCUCCUACCCUUAAUGGUUUUAUUGAUAAACUACCUGAUAUUGCACUUUUUCAUGCAAAUUCCAACAAUUUUGUUGGCACAAUCACUUCUCAAAUCACUAAACUUCCUUAUCUUUAUGAGCUUGACUUAAGCAAUAAUCAAUUUUCAGGUGCUUUUCCAAUUGCUGUUCUUGGCAUGAAAAGUUUAACAUUUUUGGAUAUAAGGUUCAACUUUUUCUCUGGUGGUGUUCCACAACAAAUAUUCACACAAAAUCUUGAAGUUCUUUUCAUCAAUAACAAUCUCUUGACACAAACUUUGCCUGAAAAUUUAGGCAUAAGUUCAAGUACUCAUAUUUUUUUACUUACUUUGGCUAAUAACAAAUUUAUGGGACCAAUACCGAGAAAUCUUCCGAAAGCUUUAUCGAGUUUAUCCGAGGUUGUUUUACUAAACAAUGAGUUAACAGGUUGUUUACCACAUGAAAUUGGUUAUUUUCAAGAAGCUAUAGUUUUUGAUGUUGGAAAUAAUCAACUUACUGGUCCUUUACCAUUUUCACUUAGUUGUCUUGAGAAAGUUGAGGUUGUUAAUUUGGCUAGUAACAUGUUUUAUGGAAUGGUUCCAGAAGUUGUUUGUGCUGAGUUGGUGAAUUUGGUGAAUUUUUCUUUGGCAGAUAAUUAUUUUACUCAUGUUGGACCAUUUUGUAGGAUGUUGAUACAAAGAGGUGUUCUUGAUGUUGGAAAAAAUUGUAUUCAUGAUCUUCCUUUUCAAAGAUCAAUGGAAGAGUGUGUUGAUUUCUAUGCACAACCAAGGAUGUGUCCUUUUAUGUGGUUUCAUAGUUUUAUUCUUCCUUGUAAGUUUCCAUUUCAAAAAUCUUCUUCUGUUUCUUCUAUUCCUUAAUUUAGAUGUAACUUUUUCCUUCAUAUUUCAUUUGGGUUGUAAAUUUGCAAUUCUUUAUCUUCUUUUUCUUUAUCAUGUGUAAUGUAAUGUAUAAUAAUUGUGUUCAGCAUUUUCUAUUUGUUUCUGCAUUUUAUUUCAAAGGAGUUCGAAGUUCUGGGUUCAAAUCCACACAAAAAAGAAAAAUAUGCUAAUGAUAAUUAC
Messenger RNA from Trifolium pratense (red clover), 1518 nucleotides. RefSeq lists its product as uncharacterized. Gene Ontology annotation, molecular function: protein binding. Bases 166 to 1317 code for a protein of 383 amino acids. Lineage: Eukaryota; Viridiplantae; Streptophyta; Magnoliopsida; Fabales; Fabaceae. The transcript has a single exon. The record is from RefSeq and is a predicted model, not a curated record.